CUCGCAUGAUCCCAACUAUUAUUCUCUACCCUCUCCGCUCUCAUCUCAGCUGCUCGUUUUUUCCCCCAACUCCGAAACCCACCCACCUCUCUCUCUCUCUCUCUCUCUCUCUCUCUAACCCUCUCCGAAGCAUAACAAAACCCUUCUCUCCCCUCCCUACUCUAUCCGAUCGAAACCUUAAAUAGCAGUAAAGAUCGGUUCUUGCCCUAAAAUAAUCGCAACCGGGGCUCUUACCUCUGGCCCUAGAUUUCCGUGGCUCGAUUAUCCCCUAAUUUUUCUUUUUUCCAAUUCUUUUGCUGAUCCGCGGUUUGGGAGUGGAGUAUCUGCCUUUGGAUCUGCGGUUUUAAUCUGAUUUUGGUUAUACGGUCGCAAUUUGGUUGCGUUUCCGAGCUCACAUGGCUGGAGCGAUUGGUUAGGGUUUCUGUGUUCUCAGGAGAUAGGGCCAUGGGGAGCACUGGAGAGCCGGAUAGGAAGCGGCGCCACUUCAGCUCCAUCUCCCCCACGGCUGGUGCGGCCGCGAAGAAGCAGCCACUCCCUCCUUUUUCGGAGGAUAAGAAGCUUGAUGUUGCUGUGCUUAAAUACAAAAAUCAAAAGCUUGUUGAACAAGUAGAAGCCCAGAAAGUCGAGUACCUUGUUCUUGAGGAUAAAUUGAAUCAGCUAAAAGAGAAACAGAAGACGUACACCGGCACGUUAACCGUGGUUAAUGAGUCUUGGGACCGGCUUGUCAGUGAUUUGGAGUCAAUUUCUGUUUGCACAAGCGGCUCUUCAAAUCAUGGACGUGAUUUAAGGCAUAAUAAUAUACACGACGAUGGAGUGUCCUCGGCAGCAAAGGAGGAUUUUUUAAACAGACUCCUAGAAACAGGUGCUACUGAAAGUUCAGGAUGUAUAUCGCCUAGUCACACAGAAAAUGACAUAAGAACAUUGCAGUCAUCAUCAAAGAACAUCUUCAGGAAUGUUAUGUCAUUGUCCAAUGGUGUGUGGCAUUCAAAUAGGGAGCUGGCUUCCGCUCUUCUGGUAGCUCUACCAGAAGAUGACCCCAGCAAACAACUGCAGAAUAAUACGAAAGACCUCCUGGCAGAACUUAAUAAUAUUCUAGUAUCUGUAGAUGAUCUUCAUUUAAAGCACAGGCAAUUGGCAGAGAAGUUUCAGGACCAUAGAGAUGUGAAUGCUCGCAAUAAGGCUGAACACAAGCGAUUACGAGAGGAGUUGGCAAGUACUGUUGCUGAGUUGGAAGAAAGCAAUCGUAAACUGGCUAUCCUUAGGGCAGAAAAAGAUCCAAGCCAAGGCACUCCUUUGCUUUUUCCUACCUUAGGAAAUAAGCAUGCUGCUGGAGAUAAGACCAGAGAUAAGCAAAAAGAACUGCAAGAUCUGGAGGCUACUUUGAAGGAAUUGAUGGAUUUACAUUCAAAACGAUUAGUUGAAAUUAAAAAUUUGCACGAAGAGAGAAUUGCAAUUCUGAAAAAGUUAGCAUGUUUUCAGAAUACUUUGAUGGAUAUCAAGAGUAUAUCUUCAUCCAAAGCUUUCCAGCUACUGAAUGAUCAAUUGCAAAAGUCAAAAGUUGAAAUGGACCAAUAUCAGACAUCAUUGGAGAAAUUACAGGUUGAAAAGGACAACUUCAUUUGGCAUGAAAGAGAAGUGAAUAUGAAAGUUGAUCUAGCUGAUAUUUCUCAAAGAGUCGCAGCAUAUUCUGAGUCCAAACUUGCGGAGUUAGAGAAAGGAAUACAAAAUCUAGCUGAUGAAAAGAUUUUGAUGGAGACCAAGCUUGAGGAGGCUUCUAGAGAACAAGGUAGGAAGCAAGUCAUCUCGGAGUUCAAAGCACUUGUAGCAUCACUACCUAAGGACAUGGGUAUUAUGCAAAGUAAAAUUACUAAAUAUAAGGAAGCUGCCUCAGAUCUGCAUUCUUUGCGAGCAGAAGUACAAUCUCUUUCUACUAUGUUGAGCCGGAAGGAAAUUGAAUUGGCAUCUUUAUCUGGGAGAUCUGCUAACAGCAUCUCUGAAGUGAAGAGAUUGCAAGAUGCUGUCCGAGAUAUCAGACAGACUAACAAGGAGCUGAAGCUAUUUCUGGAGAUGUAUAGACGUGAAUCAACAGAUUCCAGGGAUGUAAUGGAAUCUCGAGAUAGAGAAUACAAGGCAUGGGCUGUUGUUCAGUGUCUUAAAUCCUCUCUAGAUGAACACAAAUUGGAGUUGCGUGUCAAAGAAGCCAAUGAAGCUGAAGCAGUAUCCCAGCAAAGAUUAGCUGCUGCUGAAGCUGAGAUUGCUGAAUUGAGACAGAAAUUGGAGGCUGCUGGAAGGGAUAUAUGUAGAUUUUCGGAGACUUUGGAAUCUAAACAUGAAGAAGGCAAUGCCUACCUAUCUGAAAUUGAGAGCAUUGGACAAGCAUAUGAAGAUAUGCAAACUCAGAAUCAACACUUGUUGCAACAAAUUACAGAGAGAGAUGAUUACAACAUAAAGCUUGUUAUGGAGACUCUUACAGCUAGGCAAGCGCUGGAUGCGCUGCGCUUUGAAGUGCAAACCUUGGAUAAAAAGUUGCAGCAUGCAAACUCAUUGGUGGAUUUGUAUAAUGUAAAAACUUUGCGAUUAGAUGAUCAGUUGAAAGUUUGGUCCGACCAAGCUGGGAAGCUUGCUGAGGAAGGGUGGCAGAACUCUGUUUCUUUGGCCAAUGCUCAAAGGAGGGUAGUGGAUGUACAAAGCGAGUCUCAGCAAUUAAGGCAGUCAACAGAUGCUAUGCAAGCCAAGGCUGAGAGGAGCCGAUUAGAUGUUGCCGAGUUGCUUGUAGAACUGGAGAAGGAGAGGUUUAAUAAGAAGAGAAUUGAGGAGGGAUUAGAUAUAAUGACAAGGAAAGCUACCAGUCUUAGAGCUGAAACUGAGCGCUCGACAAUCCUGCAAAAGCUUCGACAGGAAAUUAAAGAAUAUAGGGGGAUACUGAAAUGUGGUAUCUGUCAUGAUCAUCAGAAAGAGGUUGUUAUUGCCAAGUGCUACCAUUUGUUCUGCCACCAUUGUGUUCAAAAGACACUUGAGAGCAGGCAUAGGAAAUGCCCUACCUGUGGAUCAAGCUUUGGGCCUAAUGAUGUCAAACCUAUCUACAUAUGAAGCAGGGUAUAUGCUAGUUUUGCUGAAGAUGGACACCAAUGGCUCAAUGAUGCUACACAAGAUAAGUUCUCUGAACACACAAGAGACUUGCUUGUAAUGCUUUGAUUUAGUUUUGUGUAACAUAUUGUAGGAAGGAUUAACUGGGUAGCGGAUUGCCUACCAAAGUAGGUUUUCUGGACAUUAUUAUUGGACUAGUGUUUAGUGUAUAGAUAGAUCUCUUUGGGCAUGGUUUUUUGCUCAUCUUUGUAAAGUCCAAUGAUCGAUUAUCAGGCCGGUCGUCCUUAUCCGUUUGAUUAUUUGAUUAUCCAGUGAAGAGCCCCACCAGUUCCGUUCAUCAAGUUUACUUUGUACACUAUAUAUUUUGUCUUAAUUAGUUAAUAAGAUAGCAUAGGUUGUUUUGGAGAAUUCUUCCAACUUGUACCCUGUAUUUUUCUUGAAGUGGAUGGCAAUAGUGAAAUUCCAAUUGUUUUGCAUGAUUUAA
This is a messenger RNA of Ananas comosus (pineapple), 3571 nucleotides long. Its product is annotated as E3 ubiquitin-protein ligase BRE1-like 1. Gene Ontology annotation, molecular function: ubiquitin protein ligase activity. Bases 445 to 3090 code for a protein of 881 amino acids. The transcript has 19 exons. Gene Ontology annotation, cellular component: HULC complex; nucleus. The record is from RefSeq and is a predicted model, not a curated record. NCBI's taxonomy places the organism in Eukaryota, Viridiplantae, Streptophyta, Magnoliopsida, Poales, Bromeliaceae.